AUGCACCUUCUCCUCACUCGCGGCCACCCCGUCUACUCCGCCAUUCUCCCUAGUACUGGGCCCGGAAAUACAAAGAAUGUAACCGCGCAGGUGGAUGCGGAGUAUGUGCGUAAACAUAUGUUAUUGCCGAUUUUGGAUACGGAGGGGCAUGAUGUAGUGGUGGUUAUGCAUUCAUAUAGGUAUGUUUUUGUGGGAUUUUGAUUUCGUUUUCGGGGGUUUUUAAGUUUGGAGAAAGGGGAAAGGGAAGAAGAGAGAUGAAAAGAGAUGAUUCAAAAGAAAGAGAAAGUAAUAGAAAAUAUAGACCACAGGGGAAGAAAAAUAAACAAAAAGGCUAACACAAAUCCACCACAAAAGCGGUAUCCCCGGCAGUGCCGCCGCCUACGGACCAGGCAAAAAAGAUCGCGAAGCAGCGGGCAAGACAACAUCUGUUUUGGGGCAGAUAUAUAUCGCAUCGUUAUUAGUCAAAUGAGUUGAUGGAGGGAAUAUUGUUGAUGCGUUGGGUGGAUCACUUUCGCCGCAUAUUACGCCUGAUGUGACUUUUUUUCAGUGUUGUUUUUGGUUGGUUUAGAUUCUUGGAGGUUCUCAGGGUUUUCUCUUUGAUUUUUUGAGUAUCAGGUGGGAUGGAGAAGUGGGGAAGUAUCUUCUCAUUUUCACAACUACUUAGUGGUAGAUGAAAGAACCAUUGUCGCACUUGGUGGAGAGCUGUCCCCAACUGUAUCCCUAGAACUUGAUUUUUUAUAACCCAUCCCCUCCCUCCAUUCCAAUCCCCCCCUAAAAUCCCCACUAGGAACCCUCCGGCAUCCUCACCUACGCCGACCCCGGCCCUCCCCUCUACUCCGACGUCACACCCCUCCUCUUCCAAAGCGCCAUCGUGAACUCCACUCUCUGUCCCAGCUACGCCUCCUGGCAUUUGCCCUAUCCACGCGCCUCCUGGGAUCAAGAAUCUUUCAAAAGAAAAAUUGCAUUCAUUCGAACCCUCAAUGAUACGGGUAUCCCGUUGCAGUUUCAGGAUAUGUUUAUGCAGAAUAUUGGGGAAGAGUGGAUGGUGAGAGAUAUGGAUACGGGGCAUAGUCCGCAGCUUGUGCAGCCGGAACGCGUUUGUGAUGUUUUGAUUGAGUUGGCGAGGGGGUUUGGAUUGUUUGAUGAUUGGUUUCUCCGGCAAAGUGAAAAUGAAGACAGAAAAAAGCCCUGA
Sclerotinia trifoliorum is the source of this 1192-nucleotide messenger RNA. NCBI's taxonomy places the organism in Eukaryota, Fungi, Ascomycota, Leotiomycetes, Helotiales, Sclerotiniaceae. The record is from the annotation of a GenBank genome assembly.